Molecule: messenger RNA, 2888 nt
Organism: Nelumbo nucifera (sacred lotus)
Lineage: Eukaryota; Viridiplantae; Streptophyta; Magnoliopsida; Proteales; Nelumbonaceae
Gene: EMF2
Product: VEFS-Box of polycomb protein
Cellular component (GO): nucleus
Molecular function (GO): chromatin DNA binding
Source: RefSeq, a predicted model, not a curated record
CUGGGCAAUACAAAAGGGAAGGAGACGAGAAAUUUGAGUUAGACUCAGCAGCUUUCCCACCUCGGACACUUUCGUUGUCCCUUCAACCGGACAGAUUGGCUGGAUUUCGGGACCUCCAGUUAGGGCAGAGAAAGACAGGUAGAGCAUAUACGCAAUUGAAUUUCCACCAGAAGAGCAUACCAAGAUGAGCCUUCUCUAGCACGUUUGGAAUAAGAAAUCACUAUCCAAGGAGGAUUCUUGGAACUAUGAAAUUAUUUUAUAUUUGGAUAACAUCAAUUCACAAUGCCAGGAUUACCUUUGGUGGCUCGUGAAACUACUCUCUUGAGUUUAUUUUCUACGGGGUGAUAUAUAUUAGCCCUUUGUUUGCGGACUCUGCUUGUUUGCACACGAAGACAAUGGGCAAAUAAGGGGCCGUUUGGCAAGUCUUUCUGGGAAGAUCUUCUGGUAGCUCUGACGGUUAAAAGAUGCAUUGAGCUUUUGCAUUAAGAUCUGAGCAGCCUGAAGCCUGUUUAGUUAAGGAAUCCUGGAUGCAAUUGCAGUCAUUCUAGACCUGUUGAUCAGAUGUGCCGCCAAGAUUCUCGAGUCCAUUUGUCUGCAGAAGAGGCAAUUGCAGCUGAAGAGAGUCUCUCAAUUUAUUGCAAGCCUGUUGAGCUUUAUAACAUUCUCCAGCGUCGUGCUUUACGAAAUCCGUCCUUUCUUCAAAGAUGCUUGCACUACAAAAUACAAGCAAAGCGCAAAAGGAGGAUUCAGAUGACUGUGUCCCUAUCUGGUGCUGUGAAUGAUGGAGUGCAAGCACACAAUCUUUUACCUCUAUACAUCAUUUUGGCUAGGCCCAUUUCUGACAUUGCAGCUGCAGGGCAACAGAAUUCUGCAGUCUUUUGCCUUGCGCGAACCUGUCUUAUAGUUGCUUCAAGUGAAUUUGAGGGGAGGAGUCAAACUGAAGCAAAUUUUGUUCUCCCUGAGAUUCAUAGGCUUUCGGCUAAUGAAAAAGCUAGCAUACUCACCGUCUUACUUGUCAGCUGUGGGGAAGCUAACAAUUCCUUACCUGGAAGUGCUAUGGCAAAGGACCAUUUGGAUAUGACAUCAUUUUCAUCAAGUAUUAAAGGACCCUGCCUAUGGGGAAAGAUACCACUGGAGUCGCUCUAUUCGUCAUGGUUGAAGUGUAUGAACUUGAAUAUGGGGCAAAGAGCUGAGAUGCUGUCAGCUGUUGAUAUGCAUUCCGGAUUUGUGGAGCCAAGUUGUUUGGAUGAGGGCAGUUGUAUAUCUUUCAAAGUUCCUCAAAAUUCUGGAACCAUGAGUUCAUUGCGGCAAGUGCAAGUCAAUAUUUCUGCACAAGAAGUUGGGGCAAAAGAAAGAUCUCCGUAUAGUUCAUACAUGUGCAGUGAUGUUCCUGGUUCAUCACUCUCUCACCUUAUACGGUUGAGAUCUGGAAAUGUCAUUUUCAAUUAUAGGUACUACAACAACAUGUUACAAAAGACAGAAGUUACAGAAGACUUCUCUUGUCCAUUUUGCUUGGUGCAGUGUGCAAGCUUUAAGGGUCUUAGAUAUCACCUGUGCUCAUCACAUGACCUGUUCAACUUUGAGUUUUGGGUGACUGAAGAGUACCAAGCAGUGAACGUCUUUGUAAAAACUGAUAUCUGGAGAUCUGAGAUUGUUGCAGAUGGUAUUGAUCCAAGGCUACAAACAUUCUUCUUCUGCUCAAAGCCAAGGAAGCGAAAGAGAUCAAAGAGCCUUGCUCAAAAUGCAAAGCAUGUACACCCACAGGUUGUCAAAUUGGACUUACCUGAAGUGAUGGGGGAAGGCCUUUGUGGAGGACAUGUAGAAAAGAAUGCUGGUACAAGUUCUACUGUUCCUGUUAAGGUGAACCCAACAACUGCUGAGCCUUCAAAUCAAAUCUCCCAUCAAAAGGCAAAGAAUGAUGCUCAUACGAUUAAAGGAGGGGAAAAAACUCCGAAGAUCCUCAGUGAGAAUGGCUUUCAGAAUGAAAGCCAUAAAGCAGAGAGCAAUGGCUUUGGAGAUCCUUGUACUGCAGAGUAUGCAGAACGUGUUGCAUCCAGCCCUAAUGUUACAGGUGUUUCUACUGCCACAGCUCAGUCUUCAGCAGGCCUGGAAUGUCUUCAGCCCAUAUCUGGAAGCAACCUUGCACCCCCUGCCAUGCUGCAGUUUGCAAAGAUGCGGAAAUUGUCUGCUGAAAGAUCUGACCCUCGAAAUCGUACACUUCUGCAGAAGAGGCAGUUCUUUCACUCUCACAGAGCUCAGCCGAUGGCAUUGGAGCAAGUAUUAUCAGAUCGGGAUAGUGAGGAUGAAGUUGAUGAUGAUAUUGCAGAUUUUGAAGAUCGAAGGAUGCUUGAUGAUUUUGUGGAUGUGACCAAGGAUGAGAAACAGAUCAUGCAUCUUUGGAAUUCAUUUGUAAGGAAACAAAGAGUGUUGGCAGAUGGCCAUAUUCCAUGGGCAUGUGAGGCAUUCUCAAGACUGCAUGGAAGGGACCUUGUCCGAGCCCCUAAUCUCAUUUGGUGUUGGAGGUUGUUUAUGAUCAAGCUAUGGAAUCACAGCCUCCUUGAUGCGCGCACAAUGAACAACUGUAACAUAGUACUUGAAAGAUACCAAAGUGAGGGCCCGGAUCCUAAACAAAGCUAGAGAGAGGACGUGUAUACUUGGCCCUAAUUCACUAAUCUCACGGUACCAUCCUUGUAAUUUCUUUAAUUUCAUUUUUUAUGGUUCUUCUGUUUUUGAUUGUUGGGCCAGAAAAAGGGUUCCAUUCUUUCAGAUAGAUAUAAAUAGGAAAAAAAUGAAGGUUGCCUUUUCAAUGUUGUAGUCUUGUUGUAACAUUGGCCUCUCUUGUAAAAUUCAAUGAGAUAAAGUAAACGUAAUUCCAUGACGGACUUAAA